Molecule: messenger RNA, 492 nt
Organism: Xenopus laevis (African clawed frog)
Lineage: Eukaryota; Metazoa; Chordata; Amphibia; Anura; Pipidae
Gene: lsm7.L
Product: LSM7 homolog, U6 small nuclear RNA and mRNA degradation associated L homeolog
Exons: 4
Coding region: 6-317 (103 amino acids)
Biological process (GO): mRNA splicing, via spliceosome; nuclear-transcribed mRNA catabolic process
Cellular component (GO): U6 snRNP; spliceosomal tri-snRNP complex; nucleus
Molecular function (GO): RNA binding
Source: RefSeq, marked provisional
GAAAGAUGGCGGACAAAGAGAAGAAGAAAAAGGAAAGCAUUCUAGACCUCUCCAAAUACAUAGACAAGACAAUUCGAGUAAAGUUUCAGGGUGGAAGAGAAGCAAGUGGAGUGCUGAAAGGGUUUGAUCCAUUGCUGAAUCUUGUACUGGAUGGCACAAUAGAAUACAUGAGAGAUCCAGAUGACCAGUAUAAAUUAACAGAGGACACACGGCAGUUGGGGCUGGUAGUCUGCAGAGGAACAUCUGUAGUACUGAUUUGUCCGCAGGAUGGCAUGGAAGCAAUCCCUAACCCUUUUGUUCAGCAACAAGAGGGUUAAUGAACAACAAAGUUUCUUCUCCUAUAUUUCUUUGGUAGAAAGAACAGCUUCAAGUUGAAGAUUAUGGAAAUACUGAGUUUGUUUAUUUUAUAUUUAAACAAAUUUGUUUUUUUAAGGCAGAGAGAUGCUAUUUUAGUGGAGCAAGCAUAUUCCAAAUACACUGAUUUCUGUUGGA